CACUGGAAUUUAAUUGGUCGAGAGCCACCUCUUUUUUUCUGUUUUCCUCCUCUAACCUUCUGUUUGUGUCACACCCUUACUCAACACAAAUAGACUUACAUCCUCAUUUCUAAAGGCAGAUGUUUUGAAUUAUUAAGCACAGAAGAGUGAAGAGAGAGUAAAACAGGAAGAUCAGAGAAGAGUAUUUUGGCUUUCGAGAAAUUGAACUCAAUAUCUGACAAAGUUAAGAUUCAAAUUAUAGUACAUUUGGAAAAACCUGGACCAUGUCAAAGAGAAUAUCACCUCAGUUUUUCAUUUGCUUAAUGACAGCCGUUGUGAGUAAACUGUCUGUGACAGGAAGUAAAGGAGAAGAAGACAACAUGGCAUGUGUCAACGCACCAGUGUGGCACACGGCACUUGGAGACUCUGUUAGAAUCAACUGCACGUACCUUCGAACUGAAGAAAGCACCGUCAAACACUUCUACCGAGAAAAUCCAGACUCUGAAGGGACAGAUUUGAUUUCAACGCACACUUCGCCUAUGACUAGGAAAGACAGGUUUUCUUUGACGGACAAUAAAGAGCAGGGCUUCUACACUGUGAUGAUAUCCAUGCCGAGGCAGGAGGAUACUGGAAGAUACCGUUGUGCUAAGAGAACAGUUAAUGACAACUUCACAACAUGUUUAACUCAGAUCCAUCUCCAUAUCGUAAACAAGAAUAUAACACCAACAGCGACUCAUACCGGUAAAGCUGCAAAAAUUAAAUGUCCCUACCCAGACUCCCAUGAGAACAAUACAAAAUACCUGUGCAAGGGGGAGGAUCCUCUCAACUGUGUGGAGUUAAUACAGACAACAGAAGGUGAAAUAAACAGGGUUAAAGGCAGGUUUUCUAUACGGGACCACCAAAGAUUGAAGUACUUCAAUGUGAACAUUGAAAAUCUGAGCACAGCCGACUCUGGAACGUACUGGUGUGGCUCAGACAGAAAAUGGCACAAUGCUGCUUACACCAAAAUCAACCUUUCCAUAGACGAAAGACGCAUCAAAACCAAAAAAUCAGGACUUCAGCAGACAACAGCAGCACCAUCUUCUACAACAACCCUCCAUGAUGACACUUCAGACUCUGGCAGGAUUGGCAUUACGGUAGCGUUUCUGGCGUUGUUGGUGACAGCUGGGAUUGUGCUGACAGUGUUCAUACAUAAACUCUGCAGGACACAAGGGGGGUCAACAAUGCAGAGCACAAACGCUGGACAAAACUCAGAGGAAAAUCACAAUGAUCGAGUGUAUGAGGAGAUAAAGGAGCGGAACCAGGGGGCAAGCUCUGGAGAUACAACUCUGUCCGUUUGUGCCCUCGUCAACCGUCCUGCAGAGCAGCUCCACUAUGCCAGUGUCAGUUUCCAGCAGGAAGCUGUCACAAUCUCCACAGACAGAAAUCCACAUCCUGACACUGAUCAAAAUGUUUCCUCGGACUGUGAAUACUCAUCCGUCAGAAUGACUCAGGGUGGCACCCAUCUUCCUCCUCUCUACUCUACUGUCAAAAACCCUGAGGAACUUUAAUAAAGUCAGUGUUUUAAUGUUUAAGAUAUUGGCAUUGGUAAAUGCAGUUGAGGAUUUACAUAUUUUGUGUGGAGAAACAUUCUGCAGCUUUAAUUUGAAUACAUCUUUGGUUACAUUUUUGAGUGAUGGACAAUGCUAUUUGGCACAGUUUUGUAUAUGUGGUGUGCAUAUAAUAUUUACAAGAAUUCCACUGUCUGUCACUCUCAGCAAAAAUGUGCUUGUUGUAUAUUAAUACUCAGCUUUACUUAAGGAGGCACAAAGAUGUUGUACAGGAUACUACACAUACUAUAACUUAGGUAAUCAUUCCAGUUAGAACAUAUAUGCAGCAUUUUAUCCACAGGGUCACAGGAAUUACCACAGCAAAGAAGAAAGUUACUGGUUGUGGUUGUAUCGACUCAGAGUCAGCGGAUUAAUGCAUGCACAGAUCAUAAUGAAGGUUCAUAGACAUACAGUAUAUUGCAUUUUCGAUUUAACUCAUGUGACUUAUAGGAUGAAAGGCUAUUAAUAAUUGAUCUGCAUCUAUCCUGUGUGAAAGAAUUCUAAUAUUAUCUGGGUAUUUUAAUGAUUUAUCAUUUAGACAUAGAUCUUGAUUUGCCCCCAUUACUGAUUUAUUGGUAUCUAGUGUAAAGAAUAAUUGAAUGUUGUUAAUAGACUUUAAAUUGUCCAUAUUCAAAUUUUUGGAGAUACUGAAAAAUAACUAUAUCUGAAUAUAUCGUAGGAUCAGUUUGUGAAAAUUCCUAAGCAGUAUUUAUGAAUGAAAUUUGCAUUUGAGAUGAGCUUCUUAGUGAAGAAAUGUGAUUUCAUUCCUUUUAAAGUUUUAAAGUUUGCAUGUUGAGGUUUGUGACCUCAGUAUUCUCAGCUGAUCGUGGCACGUUCAGUUUAUAUACAGGGUAUAUUUUAUCAAGUCAGUUAUUUCAUGUUCAUCUUCUUUUGCUCUGCAGCGCCAUCGUGUGGCUGAUUCAGUGACCGGUGCAGCGGUUGGCUAUAUAGUGACUAUUUUUCACACUUAUUUCUCAUUUUCUCUGUGUGUUUAUUCUUGUUGUUGUAAUAGUUUAAAACAGUAAUUGUACACCGUGAAAAUUAAAUAAUCUGUUUUAUUGUUGAGAGCUGUUGGUGUAAAAUCAGAAAUAAAAAAAAGAAACAAAA
Molecule: messenger RNA, 2675 nt
Organism: Hippoglossus stenolepis (Pacific halibut)
Lineage: Eukaryota; Metazoa; Chordata; Actinopteri; Pleuronectiformes; Pleuronectidae
Product: CMRF35-like molecule 8
Exons: 8
Coding region: 264-1529 (421 amino acids)
Source: RefSeq, a predicted model, not a curated record